UGCCGUGAACGCAGUUGACAGUGGGAUGGUUACGGAGAUAAGCGAACGCUCCUGCGGACCGGUCAUACAGAUACACACACGCACAUCCAAAGUCAGGACCUCAUACCGCCAACUGGCGCAUUGGCGGACUCAUAUCGCGGAUCUUACUCUGGUAGACAAUACUUUGGACACGCAGACGACAGGGAUCAAGUUAUAGACACCAAUAAAGGGAAAGCGAGUGAAUAGUUGCCAGAGGAUAUUACAACUUUGGUCGACCACUUGGUUGAAGGACCAUGAGCCAUUCAGAAGGGUCGUCACCCUCAGCAUCACCGCGAGCUGUGGCCUCCCCGGGCCGCGAAUCACCAGUUAUGGCAGGGAAAAUACAUAGGAAAAGAUCCGAUGCUGAAAACGGACCCAGCGUCAAGAAGUUAGCAUUCUCUAUCGACAGGAUAAUGGAACCAAGUCCGAAACGUAAAGCAAAUUCGAAUACAAAUUCGAGUACAAAUUCGCCUCGAGAUCAGGUGUCGCUAAGUUCCGUUGUGGAUGACUUUAAACGUAAGCUCCAGGAUCCUUCCAUGAGCUUUCCGCCUGCCCUUGGACUCCCGUCACAUAAUCUCACACAGGCCUUCCAAUUGGGCCUGUACGGGGACAUGCAGCCACGCCCUGGGAUGUAUCCCUCACAAGGGGACGUACAGGAAGCUGUGAAAUAUUUCCCUUACAUGCAUCCGGCGUUCCUUCUUGGUGGAAUAACAGACUACAAUCAGACCAUGUUGAGACAUUAUUCGAAUUUGCAGUUAAACGGACUAACGUACGCAAAAGACGCCAUGGAGAAAGCCAACAUGGACGCUUCUCUCAAACUUAGUGCAAUGCAGUCAUAUUCUAGGAAGCCUGUGUUCCCCUCCGAUAUAAGUCGACCCCGCUCUGGCGAACUCUCUCCGAGAAAAUCACCCAAUCAUUCACCGACGGGCAGUACGAAACACGACGAUGAGACAUUGGACUUGUCAUUAAAAGCGACGAAAUCUGUGGACAAUUCUUACUUAAGUGGUGGCGAAAGUAGCGGUAGGAACAGUGAUGCUUUAAGUGUUUCGGAAUCCACGUCUAGCUGUAAUAUGAACCCUUCUACCCCACCUGCUAAGCGAACUGCUACUAAGUCACAGAAAACUUUCACGUGUCCUGAAUGCGGGAAAAUCUUUAACGCACAUUACAAUCUUACGAGGCACAUGCCGGUGCACACAGGGGCUAGGCCCUUCAUCUGUAAAAUCUGUGGGAAAGGGUUCCGACAGGCAAGUACCCUGUGUAGACAUAAAAUUAUUCACACCCAGGAAAAACCGCAUAAGUGUGGGACCUGCGGCAAGGCGUUUAACAGGAGUUCAACCUUGAACACGCAUAUGAGAAUUCACGCAGGGUAUAAACCUUUUACUUGCGAAUACUGCGGAAAAGGCUUUCAUCAAAAAGGUAACUACAAAAAUCACAAGUUGACUCAUAGUACAGAGAAACAGUAUAAAUGUAACAUUUGUAAUAAGGCAUUUCACCAGGUUUACAACCUCACCUUUCACAUGCAUACCCACAAUGAGAAGAAACCGUUCACGUGCCCCAUUUGUGGGAAGGGUUUCUGUAGGAAUUUUGACCUCAAGAAGCACAUGCGCAAAUUACACGAUGGUGCUUCACCUUCCGCUCUGAGUAUGAGCAUGAGUAACUUGUCUAAGAGCCUUGGUCACCAUCAUGAUCCAAUGAGCAUGGGCCAUGCUAUGUCCUCUCUAGCCUGUAGUAGCUCAUCGGCAUUUUCCUCAGCAGCUUCUCUGGGGGCCAGCUACCUUCCGCGUCCUCUCUUUGGUGCCCCUGGUCUAUCUUGCCAACCAAAUCCAUUCCUUUUGCCAGGUAGUGCAGCCAUGUUACAUAAAAUCCCAACACUUUAGCAUCAAAAUUUGAAUAUUGUAUAUAUUGUGUUUGUAUGUAAAAGUGCCAUAAUGCCUGUGCUUCGACAACUUGAAUCACAAAGUAGUUUGAUUUCUCGUUGUGUAUGUUACCUCAGUAUCCCCAGGUGACAAAUUGUGUUGUAUAUGCUAUACUGUUUUAUUCAUCAGUACGUGCUCUUGUCCCAAUGUACCAGGCUAUGUACAUCGUAUUACCAUGCGUACCGCGUUACACUCUUUCAAUUGCAAAAAGCAACGCCACAUUUGUUUUAUGUGGUGAAGUACUCGGAUGGCACCGCCGUGUCUGGAUUCAAGUUGUUACUGUUUCAAAACGGGCCUCUUUAAAAUCAAUAUGAAACUUGUUCAUUCGAUACUACUUUCUACAUUAAGCGAUUGGAUGUUGGUACGCGAAUGGGUCAAGCCGCCGUGUGACUUGAUGUAAACUCGGUGCAAACAUUGGCGGAUAACAAUCUUUAAAAAUGUAAAGCAAGUCGUUGAUGCCAUGGCGUGUGACAAACAGCUUUAAACUUUCAGAUGCCAGUUGACUAAAAUAAUGAUCGAAAAUGAAGCAUGGUAGAAGUAGCUACCAAAAAUAUUGUACUCUUUGGAAAAUUUCAAAAACAAUUUGAAAAAUUCAAACUUAGUCAUCCAAAAUCGAACGCAAAUCACUAUUUCUAAUUGAAAUGCUUGCAGCAUAAUGACUUCCCUUUGCAACUCUACGCAUUCCUGGUGUUUGUAUUGUUUUCAUAUGGCAGUAAUCUUGAGUCCGAUGACUGCUCGGUGGCUGCUAUUUCAAACUGCAGAAGUUGAAAUCAUUGCAUGCUAGAUGUGGUUAAAUAAAUAGUUUUUAAUUCCGCUGCCAAAUUUGGUCCGGUUGAUCACCAGACUUAAAUUAAAUUCUUACAUUUACCACCAGACCAAACAAAAACAACCAAACCAUAACCUUUGAAGUUUUAUUGAAGUUCUAUUUAAAAAUAUUAGACCACUUACUCCAAAAAUAUUUUACCACCGGACCAUCAAGUCGUGGGAAACUAAAACCUGAUCAACAUUAAAGGAUACCAUUAUGAUUAAAUGAAUUAAAGUGGAGAAUGCUGGUUAAGGGGAAUUAUAAUUUCAAACAUCUUUUUGUUUUGUCACCCGGGAACCGUUUAAGUAUAGAUCCCUAUUGGGCAUCAUGAGAAUUUACGAAUUGACAAAAACGCGUGACACGUCAGUCAUUUUAUUCGACCUCUGGUGGGGUGUGUAACUAUUCUUAAUAUGGUUAGCCCGAUUAUAACUUAAAGUCUCAACCUGAUUACAUUCUGCUUUCUUCUCGAAUUAGGUACCUGGCUACCGCUCAAAAUUAGCUAUCUAAAACAAAUCAAUUUCAGAUUUGAUAAUUUCCUUUAUUUUGAGAAAACGGUUCUGAAAUAUGUUUACAAAGUUGAAGUUGCACUGAGCUAAAAUUAAUAUCCAUCUUGACGUUUUAAAGUCUUACUCCGAAGCCCUGAUAUUCUAUGCGCACUAACUCUAACAACGUGGGGCUAUUUUUGGUUAGCGCGUUAGGAAACCUCUCCGUUAUCUCCAUCAAAGGCGGGCGGACACCGUAAAAUAAUCGUCAUCUUUUCUGAAUGAUGUAAGAAAAGAUAAGAAAAACCGUGGUAUUGUAUAAAAGGUUAAAUUAGACAUCGCCGGAACUUCAUGGGAAGGGAUCUUCCAGGCAUGCGAGGGCUCUUUGGGGUAAUUGGGCUCGGAGCGCUACCGCACGCUUAGUUGAAAAUUACCCUCCCUAAUCAAGCAAGGGAUAUUUGCCCUUUUUAGCUGUUGAGGAUUUCCGCUGCUGCAAUCUCGAGCAAUGGCAUCUUAUUAAUGGUCUAUAGCCCAGUCAGCUCAGGCUAAUUAGGGCCAGUUGAUGUCAAAUAUACAGUCCACUGAUCAGAGUAAUGCAAUGUUUGAUCUUUCCCCAUAAUUGACCAUUAACUUUCUGUAGCCGCGUUCAAAACAGUGAAAAUUGCCAGUAUCUGUUUAGAUGGAGGUACUUAAGAAAGUGAAGUCGAUGGGUUCUGAAUGGUGAUGCGUUAUAUGAAUUUCUUUCAUGUUUUGAGUGUUAAUUGGUUGGCUUAAGAUUCGGGAUGCGGAAAGGUGUUUUCUUCUUCAUUUACUAAACAAAGAAUUUCAUAAUUUCUAAACAAAAGAAUAAUGUAAUUAAAUCAUGACAAAGGUUUAGGAAUAAUUAUUAGUACCAGUAAAAAUUUCUAAAUCUAAUUCCUAUUUUGUUACUUGUCUACGAUCGUAAAUUAUUUACGCACUUGUUUACGGUAAAUCUGAAUAUCUAAUAUCAGUUUUGAAAUAAAUCUAAGUGAAAUAAAUUGAAAAGCCAAGUCUGAAUUUUCUGCGGAUACAUGUUCCACUCUUUCUAGUAAGCAGCCUCUGUAACAGUCAUUGCGGUACUGAUAAUGUGACCGCUUCAACUAGUGACAUGCAUUGCAUUCAAAUGUUUUAUUUUUAUUUACUUUGCAAAAUUUUAAGUUAAGGAAAAUAUGACAACACUGGUGCAUAUUCUGCCACGGGUCACCAUAUGCUGUCUCUGGCGAACGCGACCUUCAGAUGGUGAAUUGAAGUAUCAAAAUAGUAUUUAUAACUAUCGAUUAUUUGAGUCACGAUUAGCUAUACAUCUGGCGUGUCUGGCAGUACGUAUAGUAAAUGAUAGGUUUACAAGCCUAGAUCUCGUAUUGUAAUGACUAAGCAAAAUACUGCUAAAUCAAACUGUACAUUACUGAUAUGUGUUACAAACUACAUUAUUCAAAACAUUUCCUUUCAAAAAAUAUAGCUAUGAGCUUGAUAUUUGUGGAACGUGUAUAAUUGAAAAAAGAGGCGUGGUUAAUCUAAUUUACUGAGUAUUCGAGUAGAUAACUGCACAUACAUGUAGCAUUAUUCUACGUUCUGAAUCAUAGGCCUAUCGCUCUAACUACGCUGGGAUACAAAUCAUCUGAGACAUAGAUACCAGUGUCUUGAAAUAAGGCCCAUUCCUUAAAAAUAUAUGCCUGAUUCAAAAAGAAAGUCCCCUUUCGCACUUAUGUUAUACAUGUACAUGGCUAUUUCGUAUUGUAAAUGGGAUUACACCCCUUUUUCAAUAUUACAUUUAGAAUUUAUCAAGCCCAACUAUAUUUAAUAACUAAUAUAAUUGAAGCGAUGAUUUAUAUAUUUAAACAUUCUACGAAAUCGACCAAAACUGACAUUUUCAAGUUAGAAAUUAACAAGCUUGUUCUGACGGUGACUAUCAACUUCAGUGUUCCUAUUUCUUGCAAACGAUCUUUAUAAUUUUUAUAAACCAUUGCUGCGUCUGAAUUCUAGAAUUACGUCACGACUGAGUUACUUUUCAAUUAAAUUGCGUUUUUUUCACUAAUAAUCUCUGGAUCUUGAUGAACUGAGUACCAAACCCCCUUAUACUUUUUAGAAUAUCCAGAACAAUUCUUCAAAAAAGAUAUGAAAUAAUUCAGUAUGAUCUUCACUCAUAUUCUAACUGGCAUUCUAACUCUUCGAAGAAAUAAUUAAGGGUCAAAACUAAACCUGGCAUUUGGUUUGGUUUUAAGCUCAAAUGCUUGACUUUUUGGGUUUGUACGGAGGGCAGUAUUACGGUAUUACAGUAUUGUACAUCUGUGUAUCAACAAUAGAAUGAAUGAAAUAUAUAAAGACGCUGGAUUUUGAAAAAAACUUGUCUUUUUCGAGCAAGUCAGACCUGGACCUUCGUGUGUUUCAGAACUCAUUUGGUAGAUGCGUAACUGGAGUAGUGGAGCCUUAGCAUUACUGAUUUUGCCCUGUUAUUACGAAAUAUAUGGAUGUGACUCUGUCAUGUCUUUGGUGAUUUAGUGCCUAGCUGACUCCCCAUGUCGAACUUACCAGGGAAUGGUCAGAGGUGAAUUUUACGAAACAUUUACCUUAUAAUUUACAUGUACCUUGUUAUUUCCAAGUGCAUGCUCUCAAAAACAUUAUAAAUAAUCCGGAGUUUGGGAAUGGUUUGUUGCAGAUUUUUGUUUCCAUCACCUUCGGAAUAAUUAAUGAUCUAAUGUUUGCGAAAACAAAGAUGAUUUGAAACGGAAACAUUUUCUUUGAGAGGUCAGCAAUAACCCCCUUUUUAGUAGAAAGUCUUUCAUAAAGGACGUAUCAUCAAUGAUUUGUAAACAUUCUAAUCUAGAACCAAAGUCGAUGACUUCAUGUACCGUUCGAACCCAAUGCACAUAUCUUCUUAAGGAAAUGAAAAUGAGUGACGUGUCUUUCUCGGUUCCUCGGCCAUAGUUGCCAAACAAAAUAAUGUAUGUUCAUCAUUUCUUGUACGUCUUAUUUGCAAGAAAUCACCUUACUAACCCAAGCUUGACAAUGUCAGUUUUGUUUAAAAAAACAUCGGAAACGGAAAGUUCUUGCAUCAACAUCAUAAGCAUUUCUUUUUUCUCCACAAAACAAAAGCCAUGAUUAAACUUGGAUGCAGCAGCUUGUCUUAUCAAUUGUCUCCUCAAUCUGAGAAAAGGAUUUUAGGUUCUCUACCAAUAAAAAAAAUCUCCAAUGCCAGGCUUUUGCAAAUCAGUUGAAUUAGAGUUAAAUGUCUUAUUGUUUUACUAUACCAAGUAAUUGGUAAUAAGAAGCAUUUUGAUUUAGUCGCAGUCGUCUGAUAGAAUCGGGCAACACUAUUGAGUUAUUUCUGGUUUGAAAAUGAAUUUGAGUCAGACCCCUUGAAUUAACAGACAUCAGUCAUUCUAUUGUAGGCACACGACUGUACUAUCUGGCAUUUCUCAGUUGCUGUUUCAAUAAUUAAUUGCAGUUCAAAUCUUUUCUAAGUUAUUGCUAUAAAAAAACGGGUUCAAAUCACCAUUGCCAAAAAAAGACUUGUGUUUAAAAUGAUUUAACAAAUCAUGUUAUCUAACAUUUAAGGGUAUAGUCCGAAAGUUGGUUAACGCUGUGAAGUAAUGUUGUGUGUUCGUUGUGGAAGUUAAUUACCAUGUUGGAGCGUCAUUAUAUCUUUGUUCGUAGUCUCCCCUCCCCCUCGACUAUAAAUUGUUCAACUUUCAAUGAUUGUAUUGGUAUUGAUUUAGUGUUUAGUUUUGUGAAACUCACCAAAAAUACUGAUCCCUCUUCAUCUGGACUUCGUUCAGAAUCGCGUUCGGGGCACUCACCGCCAAGGGUUAAAUAUUGUUUCAUUUGGCAUAUUUGGCAUCCUGUAACAUUGUGGGUUGUCAUAGUUGUAAAACAUAUUGCGUCAUUUAAGACUCAUAUUGUACAAUGUACUUAAUUUAUUGUCUGUUCUAUUUUGUAAAAUAAAUCAGAGUUCAAAAGAGAUAUGAUAGAAAAUUUA
Lineus longissimus is the source of this 7218-nucleotide messenger RNA. Its product is annotated as fez family zinc finger protein erm-like. The transcript has 2 exons. Lineage: Eukaryota; Metazoa; Nemertea; Pilidiophora; Heteronemertea; Lineidae. The record is from RefSeq and is a predicted model, not a curated record. Bases 273 to 1895 code for a protein of 540 amino acids. Gene Ontology annotation, biological process: regulation of transcription by RNA polymerase II. Gene Ontology annotation, molecular function: RNA polymerase II cis-regulatory region sequence-specific DNA binding; DNA-binding transcription factor activity, RNA polymerase II-specific.